Messenger RNA from Solanum dulcamara, 1011 nucleotides. Its product is annotated as rhodanese-like domain-containing protein 10. The record is from RefSeq and is a predicted model, not a curated record. Gene Ontology annotation, cellular component: chloroplast. The transcript has 3 exons. Bases 184 to 846 code for a protein of 220 amino acids. NCBI's taxonomy places the organism in Eukaryota, Viridiplantae, Streptophyta, Magnoliopsida, Solanales, Solanaceae.
ACUGCCCCUCCUCCCACUCAUAGUCAUUAUUGUCUUAUAUAUUCAUCUCUCUGUUUUAUUUAGAAGGAGAGAAUAUAUAUAUAAGAAAAAAAAUCAAACAUGAUAAGGUAAAGUCCAAACUAAACAAGUUGUUCCAGGAUAAGGUGCAGAUUCAGGAGUGCAAAAGGCAAGAAAGAAGUAAAAAUGGCAUUAAUUCAACUACAAUCCUCCAUUUUAAAGUACAACAAACACCUUCAAUUCCCAUCCUUUUCCACUUUCUCUCAUCAACGCUCAACAAUUCUGAGAAUCAAGGCAGUUUCCCUCAACGCCCAGCAGCUAAUACAGUCCGGUAAAGUCCGUCCCAUAUUACCCAAAGAAGCAGGUACAGCGAUGGAAGGGGAAGGAUAUAUUUUGCUCGACAUUAGGCCAGAAUGGGAGAGAGAGAAGGCGUGUGUUUCGGGUUCAUUACAUGUGCCCCUUUUUUUGAAGGAUAUGGAUAAUAGUCCUAUUACUUUGUUGAAGAAGUGGGUGCAUUUUGGUUAUAUUGGGCUGUGGACUGGACAGAAUUUUACCACGAUCAAUGAUCAAUUUGUUAAGCAAGUUGAGCAGAAAAUUCCUGAUAAGGAUAAUGCUAAGGUCCUCGUGGCUUGUGGUGAAGGACUAAGGUCUUCGAUGGCUAUUUCAAAGUUACAUGAAGGAGAAUACAGGAAUUUGGCAUGGUUAGCGGGUGGAUUUAACCGUUCUUCUGAUAGCGAUUUUCCAGCAGUAGAAGGGACUGAAAAGUUACAAUAUGCCACUAUAGGAGGUGUGUCAUAUUACUUCCUUCAAUUGCUUAUACUACUACAAGCUGUGGGGAAGGAAACUUGAUAGAAUUGGCCAUGAUGGUGUUGUUAUCUUUAGGAGAUAUUGUAAUAUUGACUAAGCAGUUGAAGCUUAGGCCAAUAAGAAUUGAAGUGUUUCCUCCUUUUGUAUAACAACACAAGAUUGUUUGGUCCUCCCAAUCCAUUUAUUCAACUACUAACUCCUUUUCAA